GUGUGUACUUGAGUCUGUGUGUGUCUAUGUCCAUGCCUGUGGUGGCAUGGCACAUUCACAUCUGGUUCCCAUUACACUGGGUAUAAAAUGGCUUUCUGCUGUCUGCGCUCUCACACAUACACACUGUAGCCAUGGAGGUAGCAUUCCUCAUCUGCCUGCUCUGCCUUCAGGCCUGCCUGCUAACAGAUGGUCAGCCGAACAGCAAAGACACAAGCACUAGCGUAUUAACCAAAGAUCAGGAUGGCGUGAUGUCCGAGAGUCGACUGAGGAGAGACACUAGCUUAAGCCAGAUUGGAGCUGUUUCAGCGAGAGGCAUGCCUAAUGUGCUUCUACAGGCUGACAGAUCAAGAAGACAUCUGUCCGGUAACAAGAGGAAGGUCAAGCGCAAGUCACGUGUUGGCUCUUUCUCACUCCUAAGUCACAACAACCCGACCUUCCCUUUGCAGGUCACAAGGGUUAAAAGGGAUGAGCAACAGAAAAGGGUGAGGCUGACCAGAAAACAACCUCCAAAUCACAACAGUAUCAGGAUGUUUUAAUGUCCUAAAAUGAAUAUUAUAUAUUUGCUACACUAUUAUCUAUGUCCAGAAUAGGACAUACAGCUCCGGAAAAUAGAUAUUAUAAUAAUACUAAGAGACCACUUCAAAAUUAUCAGUUUUUUUCUCUCGAUUUUACUACUAAUAGGCAUGCGUUUGGGUAAAACAAACAUUGUUGUUUCAUUCUAUAAGCUACUGACAACAUUUUCUCUGAAUUUCAAAUGAAAAUGUGUUGUUUUGACCAUUUGCCAUUUUCUGCAAAUGACAAUAUUUUCAUUAAAAAUUCUGGAGAGAUGAUGUCACUAGUUUAUAGAAUGAAACAACAAUAUUCAUUUUACGGAAACACUAACUACCUAUUGAUAGUAAAAUCAGAAAAACUAAAUCAUUUUGAAGUGGUCUCUUAAUAUUUUCCAGAGCUGUAUAUAGGCCAUACUAACUUGAGCAAUGUAUCACUAACAAUAUGUUAACAUAAUAUAAUAUUCAUUCUAAAGCAAAUUGUGAUGCAUUGAAAUGGUACAUGUAAUGG
Molecule: messenger RNA, 1059 nt
Organism: Engraulis encrasicolus (European anchovy)
Lineage: Eukaryota; Metazoa; Chordata; Actinopteri; Clupeiformes; Engraulidae
Exons: 5
Coding region: 132-536 (134 amino acids)
Source: RefSeq, a predicted model, not a curated record